AAAAGAUAAAAAGAAAAUACAAUCAAACACACAAAACUAUAUUGUCAAAAGAAUAUACUGUAUUGCAUAAUCCAAACAAAACUAAGAGGUGUUUAAUUAACCCUCCAUUGAUUGACCGAAGCACUAAAACAAAAGAAAGGGUGCUGCUACUUCAACUAAACCGUUUAAAAUAGCACAAUUUUAAUCUCUACCAAACCCUCUUUUGUUUCUGCAUCCUCCAAUAUGUUACUUAGAGCGAACGGAUGGUUGUUCCUGAUGGAAUCGCGUUUGCAAACCACAAAUUCAAUUAACAACAAUAGAAUCGAUUAUUCUGUUCAAAACAACAACAUAAUAAGAAUAAGAAGAAAAGAAGCAACAUUCGUAGUGUGUGGUCUCCGUUCGUGCAAAAAGAAGAAGCCACCGUCAAUGGUAAUUUCCAAAGAAAGCGUUCAAGUAAUUCACGCUCUCAAACUCGCUAAAAACGAUGAACAAAAACUGAAUCAAGUACUGAAAUUAAGACUCCUCAGACUCUUGAAAGCUGAUGUCUUAGAUGUCUUGGCCGAAUUGCAAAGACAAAAGCAACUUCAUUUGUCUCUCAAGGUUUUCGAGUUCAUUAUUAGUGAGGAAGUGGGGUAUGAUACAUUGCUACUGCCAUUGUACUCUGAUACAAUACUGUUGCUGGGAAGGAACAAGAUGGUUGAGAAGGCGGAAGAGGUGUUCAAUCAAGUGGUGGAUAAGGGGUUGAAACCGGAUACAAGGUUGUUUACUGAGAUGAUUGGGGUUUAUUUGCAAGUUGGUAAUACAGAGAAGGCAAUGGAUAUAUACAGAUCCAUGAAGGCUUCAGGGUGUUCACCAGAUGAAUUGACGUUUACAAUAUUGAUUAGGAAUCUAAUGAAGAAUGGAGAACAUGAGUUGGCUGAAACACUGAAAAAAGAGAGUCUUGACUAUGUCAAUGCACCUGAUAAAUUUGUUCAGAAAGUCCAACAGAAACAUGCAAAAAAGAGACAUGUCAAUCUGGUUAUGUAAUUUCCUGUGGUGGAUGAGAUUCUACUGCACUGGUUUUAUUGGAGAGAUGUUACUUUCCGUGAUUAAUUCUCACCAUUGUUGCUGGAGAAGUUUUACUGGGAGCAUUCCACACACUUGAGCUUCAAAUCAAUGUUAUUUUUGCGCUUGUUGGUAGCGAAUGCCAACUUGGUUGCAAUGAAAUCAUGUGUGAAUGUGAUAGGCAUUAGGCACUAAUGGUUUUGGCAUGGUUAGUAGGUAGCUAAGCAAUGUAUUGGUGAUGCUGUAAUGUUGAUUGAGAUAAUUUGUAUUGUUGAUUUUAACAAUUAUAACAAUGAUGAAGGGUUGUUGCAGCUCAAUUUAUUCUGUUUAUGAUA
Molecule: messenger RNA, 1358 nt
Organism: Cicer arietinum (chickpea)
Lineage: Eukaryota; Viridiplantae; Streptophyta; Magnoliopsida; Fabales; Fabaceae
Biological process (GO): chloroplast organization; Group II intron splicing; cell wall macromolecule catabolic process
Molecular function (GO): protein binding; chitinase activity; chitin binding
Source: RefSeq, a predicted model, not a curated record